UGGCCUGAAAUCCGCCGCUCCUGCCGCCGGGCGGGAGCAAGCCUGCCGGGCUGGAGCCCGUGCGCACCCCGGUCCAGUCCCUAGUCUCCGGGGAACUUGGAUUACCGAGGCCGGCGGGCCGGGGCUGGGGCCAGGCGCGCAGGAGCGCACAGCAGCCCUGGAAGCCGCGUCCGGGGCGCGGGACCAAGGGGAUCUGGCUCUUUCUGGCUCCCUAAAGACCUUUUCUCCCGAGAAAGCGCCGCUGCCGGCUCCGGGAUUCGGGAGGAGCCCGGAGUCCGUGCGGGCACCGCGCUGGGCGCUCUCCGUGUGCGCCCCGGUUGCGCAGGAGGGUCCUGAGCGGCGCGCUCGCCUCUUCUCUUCGGCUGGGGCGCGGAGAGCAGAGGGCUCUUCCCUGGGAUUCCGGGGGGACGGGAGCCUCUCACGCGGUCCUCCGUGGAGUCCUCGCACCCCUCGCCGUGUUGGUCUCGAGAGGCUCGCUGGCUGGCACCAGUCUGCAGGAGUUCUCUACUGCUUUGGUUUCUUUUCCGAUUUGGGGACAUUUCCCGCCAACGACGCUUGAAGCACCUUUCUCUGUCUUCGCGGGCAGGCUGGCGCCUCGGGUCGCCGGAGCCUGGGAGAAACCUAUCCCCGUUCGCCGACCCUCAAGUCUCUCUCCGCUUGGCCUGCCUCGUCCUAGCCACUGGCCUCGAAGGGAGGGUGCAGACGUGGCUCCUUUUUGCCUCCCUUUUGAGGGAGUGCGGUCCCCGACGGGGCCAUUGGUCUCCUAGGGGGUCUUUGUGUGUGGCGGGAUUGGGCCACCGGCCAUGGCCUUCACUUUCGCUGCUUUCUGCUACAUGCUCUCCCUGGUGCUGUGCGCUGCGCUCAUCUUCUUCGCCAUCUGGCACAUAAUUGCCUUUGAUGAGUUAAGAACGGAUUUUAAGAGCCCCAUAGACCAGUGCAACCCUGUCCAUGCGAGGGAACGGCUGAGGAACAUCGAGCGCAUCUGCUUCCUUCUGCGGAAGCUGGUGCUGCCAGAAUACUCCAUCCACAGCCUCUUCUGCAUCAUGUUCCUGUGUGCUCAGGAGUGGCUCACCCUGGGGCUGAACGUCCCUCUACUUUUCUAUCACUUCUGGAGGUAUUUCCACUGUCCAGCAGAUAGUUCUGAACUAGCCUAUGACCCGCCGGUGGUCAUGAACGCGGACACCUUGAGUUACUGUCAGAAGGAGGCCUGGUGUAAGCUGGCCUUCUAUCUCCUCUCCUUCUUCUACUACCUUUACUGCAUGAUCUACACUUUGGUGAGCUCUUAACUCAGAGACCACGCACAUCAUCAGACACUGGGAUGGGAGAGGCCUGAGACUGAGAAGUCCACUUCUGCUGGUGAUGGGAGAAGGGACCAGAAUGGGACGGCAGACGCUGGGCGAAUCGGGAGCUGGAAGCAUGCAGCAGCGGGGGUCCCGAGUUAACCGUGCACAUAUGUUGUGGCCCUCUGUGUCAUAGUCUUUGGCGUUCACAUCCCACACUCGGGUUGUAGCGAGGGCCUGGGGGAGUGGGUGACAAAACACUCAACUUCUCUGGAGCGAGAAUGGCUGCUUCCUGAAUCCAUUUCCUCGAACGGCUCCCUGCAAGUUCACACUGAGUUCCUGGACUGUGAGAGUGGAGGCUGGAAGAUGUCUGCUAAGGAACAGAACACCAGAGUCAAGGCUGAGUCUGUGGGACCCGUUGAAGGCCUCAAGGAUGUUGUGGGCUCUUGUGUUUCUUCCAACUGCUGGCCACGCCCUUCACCUCAAUGGGAGGGGCUGGAAGGUGUGCAAUUUGCUCCAGCUGGACCAACCCUGAGACUGCAGGGGUGUCUGCUUUCGUGCUGUCAUCAUGACAUCAUGAGCUGGGUUUGGGGCAGUAUGUUGGUAAUGAGUUAUGUUCAGAGUCACAGGAAUGGGGGUGUCCUGGGGAGGGGAGAAUCAUAGGAAAGAUGGUUUUUAAAAAUGUUUCCUACAUGUUCAAAGUGUUCAUUCUUCACCACAACAAGGUAUAUUCUUCUGCUGCCACUCAAAGCCACCACAGAGUCAUUGAAGGCAAAUCAAUUGGUCAACAUGAGUCUUUGAAGCUACCUUCUUUUUAAGGAUCCUAAAACAAUUCCCAGCCCAGAAAAUGCUGGAAUGUCUGCUCCAAACUGUGGGCAUCCAACAGCCAAGAAGUGAGACAACAUAGUUAUAGCUUCAUUUUAUGAUGCUGCAUCAUUUGUACUGUUUAGUUUAAUUUGAGGAGAUUAGCUUAUUCAGAAUUUUCCAUUUGACAUUCUCUCCUUUUUUGGGUAGGAGUCGUGCUGGGGGGCUGUAAUAAUGACAAGGCGGAGAUUUUUAUUAUGUUUAAAUUGAGCACAGUGAUUUUGACCUUAUUCUCCAAACUUCCCUUCUUUUCUUCUGUUUGACAUACGCAGGCUAUUUAUACAUGUUCCCAGUUUCCAUCCGAAACUUGUGACUCAGGUUUAUGAAUGGUAUUUGUGUAAUGCAUCGUGUGCUAUGUUUAAAACGCAGCGACAACUCGAGUGUGUCACCUACCUGGCUGUCUCAUUUAAACCCAUUACAGGCUGGAUUCAUCUCUGUAUGGUUGGUAAACUGAUAGGUAGAAAACGCAAAGUUUCAAAAAGGCGUGUUUCUUUUACAAAUUCUAGAGAAAAGAAAAUGCAGACUUCUACUUUGAGGCAGAAGGUAUAAAGCCAGAGGAUUUGAGGCAAUAUUUUGGGGAGCUGGCUUCCCCUUGGCAAUCCUCAUCUCCCCACUGGGUUUGGGGUUGGAGGGGAGAGUUCCCCUUAGGGCUGGUUGGCCUCAUCUCGGACUCCAUUCCUGAGAGGACCAGUUACCCUCCUCCAGAGAAACGAGCCCUGGGUUCCAGGCUGCAGACAGCAAAUCUAACCCCCCAGCCAUCUUGCAAACGCCACUGAACGGAGAGGGUCAGUGGGCCAUGUUACUUCUGACCGUGGAGCUGUUUUGUUUGUUAUUUUAGAUUUUACCUACUUUCUAAAAGGUUUGAAGUGGCUUAUAAUAGCAGACACAAGUACAGAAAGACUGUUAACAUGGAAAUAGGAAAUUUGAGUUAAUCAAGGAGGAGGAUACAGAGAUACCGACUUCCUGAACAACUGUUUACUGUAAUGGAGCUUUCAAUUUGAUAUCCUUUCUCUAGCAAUUCACAUUUACAUAGUCCUUGACAGUUUAUGUCUUUCACAUCUUCUCAUUUGACCCUCCUUACAAUCCUAUGAAGCUGAUACUAUUCUUUUUCCCAAGUGAGGAAACUGAGACUCAGAGAGGGUAAGUGACUUACCUAUAGUCACGUAGCAGUCACAGACCUACCUUUGAACCAAGUCAUCUGACUUUAAAAACCCCAUGUCCUUGCCAUCACACCUGAAAGCUGGCACAAUCGUAGAGUCCCGGUAAGUUUUGAUUAGUAGCAUUAAAGGAAAGAUUUAAAAAAUAGAGCUAUAGAGGAAGUGCCUGGUUUUCUUGCCCUCUGUGU
Diceros bicornis minor is the source of this 3489-nucleotide messenger RNA. RefSeq names its product cornichon family AMPA receptor auxiliary protein 3 (gene CNIH3). Gene Ontology annotation, cellular component: dendrite; synapse. Gene Ontology annotation, biological process: vesicle-mediated transport; regulation of AMPA receptor activity. The record is from RefSeq and is a predicted model, not a curated record. The transcript has 6 exons. NCBI's taxonomy places the organism in Eukaryota, Metazoa, Chordata, Mammalia, Perissodactyla, Rhinocerotidae. The coding region runs from base 804 to 1286 and encodes 160 amino acids.